Messenger RNA from Meriones unguiculatus (Mongolian gerbil), 1440 nucleotides. RefSeq names its product HOP homeobox (gene Hopx). Gene Ontology annotation, cellular component: nucleus. Bases 478 to 699 code for a protein of 73 amino acids. The transcript has 4 exons. Gene Ontology annotation, biological process: cell differentiation; regulation of transcription by RNA polymerase II. NCBI's taxonomy places the organism in Eukaryota, Metazoa, Chordata, Mammalia, Rodentia, Muridae. The record is from RefSeq and is a predicted model, not a curated record. Gene Ontology annotation, molecular function: DNA binding.
GGCAGAGCGAAGCUUUGAGAGGCGGCAACAUCUAACCCAAGCCGGGUCCAAAUUAGGAAGCUGGGGAAAGAGACAGGGGGUGGGGAGGGGGUCCCCGCUGCUCCUCCACUCCUCUCGCCUGCCUAAGGGAGCAGGGCUGAAUGAAAAGUCCAGGACACUCAGAAGUCACCGCCCGAGCAGCAUCAAACCUGCAGAACCGGGACCGACGUCAGCUCGGCCGACUGACUUUCGCGGUUCCCGCCUGCCCACGCUGCAGGUUUUUCAGGUGCCUGCUUGAGCGUGCGUAAAGAACCGUGCCAUCAGCAGCCGCGUCAGCCAGCAGGCUAUUUAAGCAGGCUGGCACCCGCACCCGCUGCUUCCCAGCCCAGGGCUCGCCCGGUCUUCCACUGCGGUCUCGCCGGUGAAGCAGAGGCAGAGGGAGGCGGAUCUCUGUGAGUUCCACAGGAGGCCAGCCUGUCUACCAAGCGCGCGCGCACCAUGUCGGCGGAGACCUCGAGCGGCCCCACGGAGGACCAGGUGGAGAUCCUGGAGUACAACUUCAACAAGGUCAACAAGCACCCCGACCCCACCACGCUGUGCCUCAUCGCAGCCGAGGCGGGCCUCACGGAGGAGGAGACGCAGAAAUGGUUUAAGCAGCGCCUGGCGCAGUGGCGGCGGUCAGAAGGCUUGCCCUCAGAAUGCAGAUCUGUUACAGACUAGCGAGCCGAGCCGGCACCUGCAGCUUGCUCCUGGAACUCCAGCUGUUCCUCCUUGCCUCAGCUUACCCAGGCUGUUUUGAUGUUUCAGUGCAGUGUUGAAUGUCCCAUUGUUUGCUGUCCUGCUAUUUAACACAAUGUAUUUUUUUUAAUGUAUAUAACUAAAAAAAACAAAACAAAACAAAAAAAAAACAAGAUAACAGGAAGCUAAAUGCAGUUCUGUGUAAAGCAAUGGCUUGGCUAGGGAAGGGGUGUGGCUUGCAUUUCCCUUUGGAUUUUAAUGAGAGAUGAUGUAGGAGAAUUUUUUUUCAUUUGCCUUUGACCACCACCUGCCAGUAGCAGUUGGCAUGUACCUACCAUCUGUUUCAGAGCUGCCAAGCUUCUACUGAAAAGAUAACCAAACAGGCAGGGAAAAGCACCUCCCCGACCAACGUCUCUGUGUUCUUUUCCUCCCAUUUCAUUUAAUACAUUGGUGGUUGGAUGAGCACACAGGUGUAUUUGAGUCAUUCAAAUUCUAUAUACACCAGUUCCUGCUCUUAGGGCUGUGCUGCCUUGGAAAGAACCCUCAGCCUGACGCUAUAGACUCCAAGGGGCAGAAAAGCCACGUCACUAAGAAAAAAAAAAUCACAGAGUCUGGAAUUUACCUUAUUUAAAUGAAUUUGUUAAAUUUAUUUUGCUGAAUAAAACGAACUGCUUUUUGUCUCAAAAAUUAUAUUCUAAAUAAAAAAAAACUGUUGAAAACUCA